Molecule: messenger RNA, 159 nt
Organism: Plasmopara halstedii
Lineage: Eukaryota; Oomycota; Peronosporomycetes; Peronosporales; Peronosporaceae
Exons: 2
Coding region: 1-159 (52 amino acids)
Source: RefSeq, a predicted model, not a curated record
AUGCGAGUAAGGGCUCCUGAAGGUGUCUCGACAGCGUAUUUCGAAGCCACGCUUGCUCUGAAGCAAUCGAUCAUCAUAUCCGGUCAUUGGGCCACCAAGUAUGCUAUCCACUUGGUCUUCAUGACCAGCAUAUGCUAUCAGGUGAACGUUUCGUCCUAG